UAAAUUAAAAACUGUUGAAUUAGUAACUGUAAGCUUUAUUCAAUUUACUUUUGCACAUAUAACUGCAGUUAGGCAUUAAUUCAAAUGGGGUGUUACAGAUUUAGUGUCUUAAAUUAGUAGAAUUAAAUCAUAAAUCAAACAUUUAAAUACCACACAUUCAUAAACCAAGUCAUCAAUCAAAUCAGGACAUGUAACAAUUUUAUUAGCAAUUAUACAAAUUAGAUAAGAAAUGAAAACUCUUGUCUGUAUUUGUUUUGUUCUAUUUGUGCUUUGUUUUGGGAUCACAUGUUCAAAUGCAAGUUCAAGCAAAAAGAGAAGGGCAAACAAGAUUGUGAUCAACAAUAAGGCCCGAGACGAAUUAGCCGUGCAUUGCACGGAGGGAACGGAAGAUUUCAGACGAACGUUGAAUUCGGGCGAGAAGUAUUCUUGGACUUUGUCCGAGAAAACGGUCGCCGAGGAUUUGCUCGUGAUAUGUCAUAUCCAUAUCCGGGACAAGGUUAAUGGCGGCGCGCACGGGUAUUUCGUGCCGUGGAGGAGAUGCAAGAAGGCGUGUAGAUGGAGGGUUUUGGAUGAUGGGGUUUUGCAGUUGAAGAUGAAUCAUGGCAAGUAUAGAGAUUUCGCGUUGGAGCCGACCAAGGAAGAUGCUUUACGAGAUUAUGAAGAAAAUGGUCGUUCCUGCGGCGGGGAUGUUCCGGAUGAGGGGGCGGAGGGGAAAUGUGGUGGCGAUUCUUGCGGUAAUGAUGGUGGUGGCGGCGUAGUUGAUGAUCCUGAUGAGAAACACGGCGUUGCACCGCCUCCGGUGGAGGAAGACAAGGAGCACCAGAAGCCCGAUAAAGAGGAUAAACUUGCACCACCGCCGACGAAGCAAAAUUCCCACCAACCAAAGAUUGGGAAAAGUGCACCUCCGCCGAUGAAGGAAAAGGCUGCGCCACCUCCUACAAAUAAAAAAUCUCGGCAACCGAAGAUUGGCAAAAGUCAACCGCCUGCAAAGGUUGCGCUACCUCCUACAAAGCAACCAAAGAGUGGAAUAGAUGCCCCUCCGCCAGCGAAGGCGAAGGCUGCGCCACCACCAACAAAGCAAACAUCGGAGAAAUCCAAGAAUGGGAAAAGUCCAUCUCCGUCAAAGGCCGCGUCGCCUCCUACAAAGGAAAAAUCCGAUCAACCGAAGAUUGGCAAAAGUCCACCGCAGACAAAAGGCGCACAACCUCCUACAAAGCAAAAACCUCAGCAACCGAAGAUUGGCAAAAGUCCACCGCCAGUAAAGGUAGCACCACCUCCUACAACACAAAAAUCCCAACAACCGAAAAUUAGCAAAAGUUCACCGGCGACAAAAGGUGCACCACUUCCGGCUAAGCAAAAACCCGAGCAACCAAAGAUUGGGAAUAGUCCACCGCCGACAAAAGCUGCGUUACCUCCUACAAAGCAAAAACCGCAGCAACCCAAGAUUGGAAAAAAUCCACCGGCAGCAAAGGAGGCACCACCUCCUACAAAGUCUCAAAAACCCAAGAUUGGAGAUAGUCCAGUGGUGACAAAGGCGACGCCACCUCCUACAAAGUCUCAAAAACCCAAGAUUGGAGAUAUUCCUACAAAGGCAUCGCCACCUCCUAUAAAGUCCCAAAAACCCAAGAUUGGGGACAGUCCAGUGGUGACAAAGGCGUCGCCACCUCCUACAAAGUCUCAAAAACCCAAGAUUGGAGAUAGUCCAGUGGUGACAAAGGCAUCGCCACCUCCUACAAAGUCUCAAAAACCCAAGAUUGGAGAUAGUCCAGUGGUGACAAAGGCGUCGCCACCUCCUACAAAGUCCCAAAAACCCAAGAUUGGGGAUAGUCCAGUGGUGACAAAGGCGUCGCCACCUCCUACAAAGUCCCAAAAACCCAAGAUUGGAGAUAGUCCAGUGGUGACAAAGGCGUCGCCACCUCCUACAAAGUCUCAAAAACCCAAGAUUGGAGAUAUUCCUACAAAGGCAUCGCCACCUCCUAUAAAGUCCCAAAAACCCAAGAUUGGGGACAGUCCAGUGGUGACAAAGGCGUCGCCACCUCCUACAAAGUCUCAAAAACCCAAGAUUGGAGAUAGUCCAGUGGUGACAAAGGCAUCGCCACCUCCUACAAAGUCUCAAAAACCCAAGAUUGGAGAUAGUCCAGUGGUGACAAAGGCGUCGCCACCUCCUACAAAGUCUCAAAAACCCAAGAUUGGCGAUAGUCCAGUGGUGACAAAGGCGUCGCCACCUCCUACAAAGUCCCAAAGACCCAAGAUUGGGGAUAGUCCAGUGGUGACAAAGGCAUCGCCACCUCCUACAAAGUCCCAAAAACCCAAGAUUGGAGAUAGUCCAGUGGUGACAAAGGCGUCGCCACCUCCUACAAAGUCUCAAAAACCCAAGAUUGGAGAUAGUCCAGUGGUGACAAAGGCGUCGCCACCUCCUACAAAGUCCCAAAAACCCAAGAUUGGGGAUAGUCCAGUGGUGACAAAGGCGUCGCCACCUCCUACAAAGUCCCAAAAACCCAAGAUUGGAGAUAGUCCAGUGGUGACAAAGGCGUCGCCACCUCCUACAAAGUCUCAAAAACCCAAGAUUGGAGAUAGUCCAGUGGUGACAAAGGCGUCGCCACCUCCUACAAAGUCUCAAAAACCCAAGAUUGGAGAUAGUCCAGUGGUGACAAAGGCGUCGCCACCUCCUACAAAGUCUCAAAAACCCAAGAUUGGAGAUAGUCCAGUGGUGACAAAGGCAACGCCACCUCCUACAAAGUCACAGAAACCCAAGAUUGGAGAUAGUCCACUGGUGACAAAGGCGUCUCCACCUCCUACAAAGUCUCACAAACCCAAGAUUGGAGAUAGUCCAGUGGUGACAAAGGCAUCGCCACCUCCUACAAAGUCUCAAAAACCCAAGAUAGGUAAUACUCCACCGCCGACAAAGGUGGCGCCACCUCCUACAAAGCAAAAUUCUCCUAAGAUUGGCAAAAGUGCACCGCCAAAGAAGACGGCUCCAUCUCCUACAAAGACUCAAAAACCCAAGAUUGGUAAUAGUCCACCGGCGACAAAGGUGGCUCCACCUCCUACAAAGCAAAAUUCAGCCAAGAAUGGUAAAAGUGCACCACCAAAAACGGCGGCGCCACCUCCUACAAAGACUCAAAAACCCAAGACUGGUAAUAGUCCACUGGCGACAAAGGCGGCGCCAGCUCCUACAAAGCAUAAUUCUCCCAAGAUUGACAAAAGUGCACCACCAAAAAAGGCUGCGCCACCUCCUACAAAGACUCAAAAACCCAAGAUUGGUAAUAGUCCACCGGCGACAAAGGUGGCUCCACCUCCUACAAAGCAAAAAUCUCCCAAGAUUGGUAAAAGUGCACCACCAAAAACGACGGCACCACCUCCUACAAAAACCCCAAAACCCAAGAUUGGCAAAAGUCCACCGGCGACAAAGGUGGCGCCACCUCCUACAAAGCAUAAUGCUCCCAAGAUUGGCAAAAGUGCACCACCGAAAAUGGCGACGCCACCUCCUACAAAGACUCAAAAUCCCAAGAUUGGUAAUAGUCCAUCGGCGACAAAGGUGGCUCCACCUCCUAAGAGGCAAAAUUCUCCCAAGAUUGGCAAAAGUGCACCACCAAAAAAGGCGGCUCCACCUCCAACAACGCAACCCAAGAUCGGCAAAAGUGCACCGCCAACAAAGGCUGCGCCACCUUCUACAAAGGCAAAAUCCCAACAACCCAAGAUCGGUAAAAGUCCACCGCCAGCAAAGGCUGCUCCACCUCCUACCGAGCACAAAACCCAACAACCCAAGAUUAGCAAAAGCCCACCGCCGACAAAUCCGGCACCACCUCCUUCAAAGCCAAAAUCCAAGGCUCCGCCACCUCAAACAAAGCAAAACCCCCAACAACCGAAGAUCGUCAAAAGUGAACCACCGGCAAAGGUUGCGCCACCUCCUACAAAGGCAAAACCCCAACAACCGAAGAUCGGCAAAAGUGAACCGCCGGCAAAGGCUGCCCUACCUCCCACAGUAUCAAGAUCCCAACUACCCAAGAGUAGCAAAACUCCACCGCCGACAAAGGCGGCGCCACCUCCGACAAAGCAAAAACCCCAACAACCUAAGAUCGGCAAAAGUUCAUCACCACCACCAUCAAAGGUUGCCCUACCACCUACAGUACAAAGAACCCAGCAACCCAAGAUCGGCAAAAGUCCAUCGCCGGCGAAGGGAAAUCCGAAACCGAAACCCAAAACAGAAGUUAAACCUGCGCCGCCGCCGACAAAGGGCGGAGUGAAACCAAAUCCAGAUGCUAAACCUGCACCGCCGCCAACAAAUGGGAAACAUGAAUCAAAGGGACCUGUUACUAAACUCUCGCCACCGCCACCUACAAAGGAAGAACAAAAACCCCAGCAGCCGUCGCCGCCGCCGCCGACAAAAAAGCAACGGAAGAAACCUCGUAAGGUGUUCUACUCCUGUAUGAAAGAUGAUUCUCUCUCUACGUAGGGAUCACCAAAAAGCCAAGGGUUCUUUAAAAUAAACUCAUAAAAAGUCGUUAAAAAAGCUGUCUUUAUUAAUUCAAUUCGUUUCUUGAUU
Messenger RNA from Erythranthe guttata (spotted monkey flower), 4546 nucleotides. The record is from RefSeq and is a predicted model, not a curated record. NCBI's taxonomy places the organism in Eukaryota, Viridiplantae, Streptophyta, Magnoliopsida, Lamiales, Phrymaceae.